Molecule: messenger RNA, 867 nt
Organism: Beta vulgaris subsp. vulgaris (sugar beet)
Lineage: Eukaryota; Viridiplantae; Streptophyta; Magnoliopsida; Caryophyllales; Amaranthaceae
Exons: 2
Coding region: 1-867 (288 amino acids)
Molecular function (GO): zinc ion binding
Source: RefSeq, a predicted model, not a curated record
AUGUGUACACUAAGGCUAUGGAGAAGAUACCAAGUACAAUCCCAAACUGUUGAGUACUUGGAGAAGUGUACUGAGCAAUGGAGCAGAGCAUUCUUUGACUGUGGUGUUUGUUGUGAUCACAACACCACAAAUUUUGUGGAAUCUUUCAAUGCCUGCACUAAGCCAUACAUGGACUUACCUGUAUCACCUUGCUUGAAGAGGACUGGGGCAAGAUUUGAUAAAGUUGUGGACAUAGGUCAUACUGAUCUCACAAACUAUGCCAAGAGGAUAUUAGAAACAAGGAGUGAUGAGUCAAGGUUCUGCUAUGCCACAUCAUGUGGAGGUGGUGAGUAUGAGGUUAGGGAUGGCAAUGUCAACUUCCCUAUUACACUUACAAACUACAAGUGUGGGUGUGGGAAAUGGCAAGGCUCAGGCAUCCCUUGCAAACAUGCUCUAAGGGUUAUAUUCAAUCAAAGGCUUGAACCUGCUGACUUUGUAUCAUCAUUUUUCAAGGGGGCAACAUACAAGCUCACAUAUGGGGAUCAUAUCCACCCUAUGCCGGACCCCACUCAAUGGUCUGACCUCAACCUCCCUCAAAUUGCACCACCUGAUAUCAAGAGACCACCUGGCAGACCUGUCAAGCAAAGAAAGAGAGGGCCUAAUGAAGCUAAAAAAGGGAAGAGGCACAGCUCAGUUAGGUGCAAAAAAUGCAAGGAAGUGGGCCACAACUCCAGAACCUGUGGGACUGAUAAAGGAAAGGGGAAAGGGUCCAAGAGAAAGGCAGAUGGAGCUUCCACCAGUCAAGCAGCACCUAAGAGAGCCAAGAAGACUUCCAAGGCAGAUGGAGCUUCCACCAGUGAAGCAGCACCUAAGAGAGGCAAGAAGUGA